Struthio camelus australis is the source of this 7187-nucleotide messenger RNA. Lineage: Eukaryota; Metazoa; Chordata; Aves; Struthioniformes; Struthionidae. The record is from RefSeq and is a predicted model, not a curated record.
GUUCGCGCUUUGCCACCAAAUGGAACUGAAUUGCCAAAAACAACAGCAACGACGAGUAAACUCCACAGAAGAGAGCGGUUUGCACAAGGACCUCCUGACUUCCAUGCUGAUCCUGCUGCUGGUGUUCGUCGUCUUCAUCCUUCUGGCUGGCUACUUCUUCAGAAACAGAAACAGAAAAGGAGGCGAGACAGGGAAGGACUGCGAGCCCUUCGCCCUAAAAGAAAACGUUCCCAGACACCGAAAAUAUUUUCCGGUAGAUGUUUCGAGUGUGCUGGUACUUGGGCAACAGCAGAGAGUGAUGCUGCUCAGCAGGUCUCCUUCGGGCCCAAAGAAGUAUUUUCCUAUUCCAGUAGAAAAUCUUGAGGAAGAAAUCAGGAUCCGGUCGGCGGACGAAGGGAAACUCUUCCGGGAGGAGUUUAACUCGUUGACACCUGGACAUGUGCAGGGAACGUUUGAAAUGGCAAAUAAGGAAGAAAACAGGGAUAAGAACAGAUAUCCUAACAUCCUUCCUUAUGAUCAUUCCAGAGUGAUUUUGACCCAAGUAGAUGGAGUCCCAUCUUCAGACUACAUUAAUGCAUCUUAUAUAGAUGGUUACAAAGAAAAGAAUAAAUUUAUAGCAGCACAAGGACCUAAACAAGAAACAGUCAAUGAUUUCUGGAGGAUGAUAUGGGAACAGAAGUCUGCAGUGAUCGUCAUGUUAACAAACUUGAAAGAAAGAAAAGAGGACAAAUGUUAUCAAUAUUGGCCUGAUCAAGGGUGCUGGACUUACGGAAAUAUCCGCGUCUCAGUGGAAGAUUGUAUAGUCCUUGUGGACUACACCAUCCGCAAAUUCUGCGUUCAGUCACAGCUUCAUGACGGUUGUAAAGCUCCGAGGCUGGUUACACAGCUUCAUUUUACCAGCUGGCCUGAUUUUGGAGUGCCUUUCACCCCUAUUGGCAUGCUGAAGUUUCUGAAAAAAGUCAAAACGUUGAAUCCUGCCCAUGCCGGACCAAUUGUGGUUCACUGUAGCGCUGGUGUGGGUCGAACCGGCACGUUUAUCGUUAUAGAUGCUAUAAUAGACAUGAUGCAUGCUGAACAGAGAGUUGAUGUUUUUGAGUUUGUGUCAAGAAUCCGCAAUCAGCGUCCACAAAUGGUUCAGACUGAUAUGCAAUACUCAUUCAUUUAUCAAGCCUUACUUGAAUACUACCUCUACGGUGACACAGAACUAGAUGUGUCAUCCUUAGAAAAACAUCUACAAACAUCACACAGUACAGCGCCAAAUCUUGUCAAAAUAGGGCUGGAAGAAGAAUUUAAAAAAUUAACAAACGUUCGAAUAAUGAAGGAAAACAUGAGAACUGGCAAUCUUCCAGCAAAUAUGAAAAAAGCUAGAGUCAUCCAGAUUAUUCCAUAUGACUUUAAUAGAGUGAUUCUGUCAAUGAAAAGAGGUCAAGAGUAUACAGACUACAUCAAUGCAUCCUUCAUAGAUGGCUAUCGCCAGAAGGAUUACUUCAUUGCCACGCAAGGACCGCUGCCGCACACCGUGGAGGAUUUCUGGCGAAUGGUUUGGGAGUGGAAGUGUCACACUAUAGUUAUGCUCACAGAAGUUCAGGAAAGGGAGCAGGAAAAAUGCUUCCAGUACUGGCCAUCAGAGGGCUCUGUGACUCACGGAGAAAUAACGGUAGAAAUAAAGAAUGACACUCUUUUAGAUGCCAUAAGUGUAAGGGACUUCAUAGUUACAUACAAUCAGAGUAACCAGGAGAAGCAAAGCAGGCUUGUCCGACAGUUCCAUGCUGUUCAAAAGCAGCAGCAGCAAACGGGAAACCAUCCGAUCACGGUGCACUGCAGUGCUGGCGCUGGAAGAACAGGUACAUUCAUAGCACUCAGCAAUAUUCUGGAACGAGUAAAGGCUGAAGGGCUCUUAGAUGUAUUUCAAGCUGUGAAGAGCUUAAGGCUGCAAAGACCACAUAUGGUGCAAACACUGGAACAGUAUGAAUUCUGCUACAGAGUGGUACAAGAUUUCAUCGACAUAUUUUCUGAUUAUGCUAAUUUCAAAUGAAAAUUCCUGCCUUAUUUUUUAAGUUGUCUGUAUAAAUAGUUGUAUAUUCUGUUAAUUUAUUUUAUGUUAUUCUGAUUGUUGACUUUUACUGUAAAUAUGACCUUGUGUUUGCUCUAAAAGUUGCAUUUGCUGUAUAAAACUUUCUUAAAUAUAAAUAUCUUUAAAAGCAAAUUAUAAUGUUCAUAUACAGUAUAUCAUUCUAAGAUGUUAUAGAAAUCUUUAUUCUAAAUAACAGUAAAUUCUUGAAGAUUUAUUUCUUUGCAUUUUUCCCCUUACAGAUAUUUACCAAUAAUGUUAUUUCUCAAUUCUUGAAACUUUACGUAGCUGAUUUACAUUUCAUAUUAGAAAAAUGAAUUGUGGUAUAUAUGUUUUAGCUAAAUGUGUUUUGGCCAGAAACCUUUUUCCACUGAGGUCAACGGCAAAUGAAAAUAGUCUUUAUUUGGGGGCACGUUCUGAUAACCUACUCAUGCUUAUUUGUAAUUUAUUUCACAAAGAGUCUCAGUGAAGGUCAAGAGACUGUUCAUCGAGUGAAGUGCUAUUAAUGAUAAAGGUAGCAGAAUAUGGCUCUUCAGUCAUAAUAAUGUACAGUCCAACUGACAAAUAUAACUGCUUCUAAAAUCUGUUUUGAAGAACCUCCGGGUUGGUGGUGGUUCUGUUUUCAGUCUUACUGUCAAUAAGACAGAAUCAGUAUAAAUAUAGAUUUGAAUUGUUUGAUUUAAUAUAGUUUUCAAAGUCCAUUUAUUUUGUUCUUUCCUAAAUAUUGCAGCAGCUUAAAUCAAUGUAGGAGUACAAUAAUGUGAGUACAAUAUUUGGAGAAUACUUUGCAUAUCAGAAGAGUAUAUUUUGCUGCACCUGAACUUGUCUACUUCAAGAGGCUUUAUAGCCAUUAUCAAAAAUUGAUAGAAAGCUCCUAUAUACAUGUGCAUAGAUUCCCCAUUCUUUGAGAAAUGGAGAAAGAGAAAAAGGUAGAGUAGCAUCCACAGAUUUGAUAUUUUUACUGAAAGUACUACUGAUAAUCUAAUUGGUAAAAUAAAUUUUAAAAAAUCUUUAUCAUAGUCCUGAAUUGGAUUUGCUGGAGGUUGGAAAAUCCAAAAAGAUCACAGGGCAUCUGAAUGUUGAGUAACUUAAAUAUAUCUUUUCUGCUCUUUAAAAUGCUUAUAUGAAUUAGUGAGCACAAAAUAUGAGAAUAUGUACUUUAAUUUCAUGACUAAUAUGCAAUAGUUCUGUCUUGUCCAAUUGAUUGGGAUUUUUUCAGUGCAAACAUAAAAAGCCUUAUUUAAAAUAAGCAGCUUACACUGAUCACUUCACUGCUGUUCUUGCACUAUUUUAUCCCAUGACCAUUUUCACUCUCUCAUACUAAAUAGCAUCAUACUUUGUAACAAAGCAGAGGAAAAGGAAGAUGCUCAUACUUCCAUUUCAUACUAAAUGGAAAAGGUGCAGUUCAGAAAUUUCUAAGCACACUGUUCUGAACACUGCCACUUACUGCUUCUUGUCUUCCCAGUGAUGCACUUCUGUAUUUAUUUGUACAGUAAAUUAUGCACUUAAAGAAAAAAGAUUGUUUAAAGACUAAACAUUUGUUAUGAGUUGCUGUUAGAAGCUACAGUCACAAUGCAGAAAACAUUGACUAGAGAAAAGAAUGCUAAGUAAGCUUACAUUACUACUGCAUGCUAAAAUUUUAUAAAAUUUUAAAAAGCCAACAGUGGAAUUCAAUAUGAAAACCACUAUGGCGGGCUUUUCAGUAUGAUCAUUUGUGGAACAGGGAGAAUUAGAGAGGUUAGAUGACGAUAGAAAUAACAUAAAGAAACUUCCAACAUUUUCCAGGAAAGUGUAUUUUACAGCCCAAAUAGAUCCCAAAGUCAGGAUUUUUCCAAACAUUUGGCCUACAUUUCAAAAUAAUUUAUGUCUACCGGACAGCCUUUUGGGUCUGUGUUUUCGGGAUUUUAAAUAAAAGCUUAUAUUAAGAGUUGCCUCAUUAAGCAAACCUCUGCAGCUCACUGGCAACACAGUGUGAUGUUAGUGGAGAUCCAUAACCCCACGGCUGCAGCAACUGCAGUAGGGCUCCAGGCGCCCACAGGUUUUACCACUAGGGAACCCCCAGAAGGGCAGAGGCAGCAAUGUGUAAUUAAUUAAACAACGUAUAGAAGAGGUAAGCCGAGACAUCAAAUGCUAAGUGGUACUCUGAUUUUAGUUGCUAACCGUAUUAAAAUGUGUAAGAGGAAACUGAAAUACCUAGAAUAUAUUUCUAAAUUUAUACAUCUAGCUAUGUAAUGACUUUAUUAAUAAUUCAGAUGCUUUUUUCCACUUUUUGUGUUUAGUCAAUGGGCCGUUGUACUUAACUGCAGCAGCCUAGUAACUGAGAAGAUAUAUCUAGAUAAAGUCAUAUGAAUUUUCUUUUAACUUUUCCUAUGUUGCAUGGAAUUACUUUAAAAUGCCAAAUAGUGAUUAGAAAUUUUGCCUUCUGAUCUGUAUGUGGUUUUGGUCACUAUGUGACUUGACUGUCUGUUUUCAUGUAUUAAGAUAGGUUCCAGUUCACCUAAGCAUUUAAGCCUUUGCUUUACGACAUCUCUAUGCCACAAAAUAUUUAAGUACCGUAGGUUCUUUGCUCCUGAAGCAAUCCCUUAAGUGCUUUGCUGAAUUGGGCCUUAAUGAAGAAUGCAUACUGUAAUUACCAGUGUUUUUUAGAGUAUUUUUAUGUAUCAGUUUUUUAAACUUUUAAAAUGAGCCUGACCACCUGUGUUCAAUAUUUUGAAUGUUUUCAUUUCCCUAACAUCAUUUUCAAUGUAAAGUUAUUGAAACUUUUCUGUAUAACCAAAUUGUAUUUAAUUUGUCAAAUCUUUAUAAUAUAUGUAUGUAUUAUACAGUUCCAGCUAUUUUCUUUUAUUACAUUUAUAAUUUGAUCUUGCUGUGUUUGUUUUUAAUGCCAGUGAAUGUUGCUAAAUUAUUUGUAUAUGCAAAUUGCAAGAUCUAAUACAUUCUGAUGCAAGAACAAAGCUUUGUUUUAUUCUCAAACUCUAUUAUUUUCUUUAAAUCUUUUAAUUUCAUUCCCAUACUGUGUGUUCAUUUAAGUAUUCUGAAGGAGCUGAAAUCCAUUAUCUAGAUAAACAAUUUUUCAGUACUUAUACUCUGCAGUUAUUCCAGAAAUAAUAUUCUGAUUCAUGUUGUAACUGAAGCAUUGGGCAUAUCAAGUGCAUAUAAAGUCAUGAUAGCAAUUUGAAGGCCAAACAUGCCCAAACUGUGUUUAUAAGUAGGAUGACAGACCUUUAUGACAUGAGUAGUCCCAUCGCAGUCUUCCCUUACAAGUAUAAAUCUAAUGAUUCAAAUUCUGACCCUACAGUACCUCAACAACUGUUACUCCUCCAGGGUAUUUGUACAGAAACGAGCACAGAGACUCCUUGUCUUUGAUCAUGCCCUUCCUCCAUUCCUUCCUUCCAGCAGAGUACGAGAGUGGAGUGGGGCAGACGUGGAAGAAGGGCUUGGGGUGGGCUGCGCUUCCUUCCGGAGAGGUGGGGAGGAGCUGGGCAACCCUGCACCACUUUGCUUUGCUGGUUACUCCGUGGGAUGAAUUAGCCCAGGAAUGGGUUUCACUUUCUGCAUGAAACUGCAAUAGGAAGAGGCUUUGUAUUGGACCUCAUGUACCACGAAUAAUCAAGAUGGCCUACUGCUGUAACAGGUGUCAGGGGACACCGAUGUAAACCAGAAAUAACUAUGCUGAAGGAGAUUACUCUCCUAAUGUCAAGCUAGUAUCAUUGAGAUUAGAAAAGAUUCAAUAUUUUUUGUGAAAUACGAUUUAAUGAAGCAAUAUUGAGUUGAACUCCUUUAGCCCCAUUUCCUCUGGUAUUCUUAACAUUUGGGAAGUUGCUUUUACAGUGUAGAGAAUUUUCUGAUUCUUUCUUCAAACUUAAGUUGGAAGAACUUUUAUUUUGUGCAUGUCCCUCCUGUGCACUGUAUGUUAACCUUUUAGAGCAUUUUUCUUUGUAAUCAUGCUACUUUGUAAUAGAAAUUGAACAAUCCAGUAAUAAUUGUAGCAACGUUUGCCAAGAAUAACUGUACUAAAGUGCUGCUCUCAAGAGCUGCAGUCAUUAUGUGCAUCUCAAAGAGAUGUCUCUGCUUUCUUGAAAAGAUAUAUUUACUGAUCAAGAAUUUGCCUGAUGAUUUUUAAAUAUAGAGACAUACCACAUUGAAAUACGCAAGAGCCUUUAUGAAAUUAAUGUUCAGGAAAAUAUUGUUGUUUCUAAAUGUGAUACUAAAUAGUACCAAAUCAAGAGUACUAUUUUUCAUUACAUGUCACAGCUACUCCUUUCCUUGGAAUGCCAGAUAAGCUGAUAAAAUAAUUUGUGUGAUUGCAUCAAAUACUUUUAGCACCUAUCAAGACGCACAGCUUGUGAGCCCAAUGGAAGCUAGCUUUGUGUGGGAAUAGACAGAUACCUUUGUGUGGUUUCAUAAAAUAGAAAACUAAAAAAAAAAAAUAAUCAGUUGUUAUUAUAGCCUAAUCAAUCAUUGCUUAAAAAUAAUUACUGAUUAUAUUCAAAAUUACUGAUUAUGAGGGAUCUGCACAAUUCCUAGUAUAAUGAGGUUCUGUCUGGAAAUAUCGUAGUAUCACUGUUUUUAGAUUUUUCAAGUUAAAUAAUGGGGAUUACAAGCUAUGAGACAAAAAGAAUGAUUUUUUUUAAUGUGUUCAUCUUAGUGUGCUUCUGUUUGUUCUAUUUCUGUAUUAAAGAUGAACAAUAAAAAGCAUCUUUGCUAACCAUACAGCCAGUCACAGUUAGUUAGUGUUUUUAUUAAAAACAAAUCUGAAGUUUCAGAAAAGACUUGGGAUCACUUGGUCCUCAUCUCCUUAAAGUAGCUAACAUGUCGCUGUUUGGAUACUGCAUUGAUAGUUGGAAUCAAAUAGGAAAAGAAAACAUCCACUGAGGAAGGGAUCUCAGUGGGAAGGUGACAGUAUAAUUAAGGUUCAAACAGUAGAAAUGUUUUUCUCACAACAGAUACCCUCUGCUCUCUUUAAAAGUCCCAUUUUAAUGAAAGAUCUGGAGAAAUCAGUUGAGAAACAAAUAUCCUAAGAUUCUACUGGCAUACAGAAAUAAUACAACUAUACAGAAAACAUGAAACCUGUAACUUGCAAACCUGUUCAUGUAUGUGGAUUUUAUUUAAUUAA